Molecule: messenger RNA, 5847 nt
Organism: Acanthaster planci (crown-of-thorns starfish)
Lineage: Eukaryota; Metazoa; Echinodermata; Asteroidea; Valvatida; Acanthasteridae
Gene: pisd
Product: phosphatidylserine decarboxylase
Biological process (GO): phosphatidylethanolamine biosynthetic process
Cellular component (GO): mitochondrion
Molecular function (GO): phosphatidylserine decarboxylase activity
Source: RefSeq, a predicted model, not a curated record
ACAGAUAUUCUGUUUUCUUUAGGUUUUCUUUUCUGAACAUAGCUUUGUACGGAGGCAGUGUUGGAGAUGGAAUAAAAAUCGAAAAAAAAAAAAGAAAAUUAGAUUCACAUUUCAACUGAGGUUAUCCAUUGUCAUGUCUCAUUGGCUCAGAAACUUGAGAGAUACUGACACAUUUCACCUUUUGGUGAUUCUGUGAACAGUUUCGUUAUUUUUGUUUUUUCAAUAUACUUCAACAGUAAUCACAAGUUUGGCAAAAAAUAUAAGAAUUGACCUAAAUUGUUUUUUUAAAUUUGGCCUCCCCUUAAAAAGAAGUUAAUGAUCGCAUAAUCUAAUAAUAAAAAGUGUAGCCAUAGUUUUGGUUAGUUAUUUUAGAAGAAUUUUAUAUUUUGUCUUGGAAAAUUAAUUCCAACAGAAGAGUUCUCUUUACUCUGUCUAGUUCCAAGUAUUUUUAAGAGCUCACAGGCAUAUUGCUCUAUGAAGUCAACAUGUAGACCACAAAUAUCAUCCAGUCACACUGAGGUCAAUAGAGGGCUCUGUAGCCAUUUCUGUUGGCCUUGACCUGAAGCUGUCACAAUAUGUGCUGAACAGCAUGUGCAUUGCAUCCUACAAGGUUGAAGAAAUGACAUAAAUGAUGGGAAAGAAAAACCACACAAGCAUGUUUUACUGUGAUUCAUUUUAAAAAUGAAUCUAUUGGUCUGAAUUCCACUCACCCUUAAAUGUCAUGUAACCAGCUUUGCUGUGAAGUGAUAGUACAAUUUCACACACCAUGUGUUAAUGGCUGAGAUUUCUCAUCAGUUUGUGGUAAGGUCGGGAAAUAGGAUGCCCCUUUAAGUACCAAGAAAGGUGUAAUGCUCAAGUGCCAGAUGGUCAUCAGGGCCAGUUUACCCAUUGAUAAAUCUUUGGUCCUAGUUUCCCUGCUUGAAAUGUGGGUGCUGAGGGCAACACCCCAUUAAGUUGACCUUUUUCAAGGAGUGAUAUUUCUUUCUAUAAGAAAUCGAAAUUUCUUAAUGUAUGUCAUCUGCAACGUGUAGUUGUAUUGAUCAAAGGAUUUACUCAAUUAAAGUAACAGGAUUAUGUAUUUGACAAAUACAUGUAAGUUCAGAUGGUACAUAUACAUGUCUAAGCUCAAAUAUUUGUCGGAGAACUGAGUUGGAACCGUGGGGACAGAGAGAGAGUUCAUCUUAUGAGACCUGUUUUUUUUUUUUAUCCGAAAUUUUGUGUAGUAUUUUGUUAAGGUGAAUACUUGUUCAUCUGAUUAGACCCAUUUUUUUAAAACCGAAAAUUAUGUGUAGUAUUUUGUUAGGGUGAAUACGUGUAAUCAAACAGGAUUAUUUUCCUCACCAGCUUCCUGUUUGACUGAAAGAAGCUUUUCAUAAGGCAGGUUCUUAAAUGAGAUACUUUCGAUCUAAUGUUCUCAACCAACUUUCGUUUGCCCUCUUCAGCAUCUUUUUGAGAGUAGAUUCCACCUUUUAUUGAUGAUGAACUUUGUUUGUCUAAUAACAAGUUUUAUCCACAAUAUCUGAGAAGCUUUUGCUUCAAUGCAUAAAAGUUGAGGUUUCAUUCUCCUAGCCACAGGAAUUUGUGUCCAGUGGGGAACCCUAUACUUCAGAAAGGGACAGCCUUUGGUUCUGAAAGCCUCGGAAAUUUUUUUUUUUAGAAGAAGCAUAUAAUAUUGUUUAUUUGAUUGAGUUCCUGUAGAAAAUGAUACAGAUUUCGAACCAAACACUCAAGGUAAUUUUUGGCUGAGAUUUUUUGAAGUUAAUAAAAAUCCACAAUGUCAUUUUUGCAUUUUUGUUUGGUACAUCGUGGAGCAUUUUUUUUUUCAUGAAUCACAAUGUCUUAUAUUCAAGUGUGAUGAAAUAAAGUUUGCAUAGUUUUUUCUGUUUUAGUGUGUUUAUUUCACCCACUGAGCCUAUUCCCGUCAGAUCAACAGCAUUACUUGAAAAAAAAUGUUUACCCUGUUAAUACAAGAUAAUCUCAAACAGUGCAAGGACUUUGAUAUAAAUUGACCUGAAUAUUUAACCUUGUUGACACUUCCCCAAUUAUUUUUCCUGUAAUUUGAUAAAAUAAUUCCAAUAAUUGAAUCUUUGAAACAUGCCGGGGUAUCUAGAUGGCCGAUGCUUUUAUCUGUCAGUACUCCAAGCCCCCCCCCCUUGAAAAUUCAGAAUUUUUUGUUGAUGAAUUAAAAGGGAUUUUCAUUUAAAGUUAAACACAGCCCUCCUCCACUUCCAAGAAAUUUGGCUUCCAACUAGUAGAUCUUGUACAUGAAUCGGUUUGCAAUUUUGCUUGUUUUUGAGGUGUUUUGUCUUGUUUUCUUCACUUGUUCCUCCUCCCUUUGCUUCCACCGUAACGCCCACCCCUCAUUCGAACUCCCAGGGCGCACGCAGGACUGAUGCAAGUUUAAGUUCUCGUCUGCCUUGCACAACGUACAGACUGAUAACGUGUAGUUCGAGUAAACAUGGUCAUGUAAACAAAACUUAACAAUCCCGACUUUUGUUUGCCCCGAUUUCAUCAUUCCUUUGUUGAUGCUUUCUCGUGCUCAAAGUACAGACAUUUAGUUGCCUGGUCGCGUUAUUUGGGGUUACACGUGUGUGACUGAUCUGUAUGAUUUUCCAUGAUAAACAUCGCCUGAUUUCGUUGCCGGUUGCCGAGGGCUUGGUCAAAGCGUGUAAGCGUAAUAUAUACGCUAACGGACCGUCGCAUGUCGGAUGUUACCAUAUCAUCCUUCACAUUAUGAAUGUUUUCAUGUUGUGUUACCCGAAGUUGCCUAAAGGACAGGAAAGUGGAACCUGCGAUACAAGCUCUUUGUGUGUGAUUCACUGAGAGGCUCAAUAUGGCGAUCGAAUCUCUCCUCAUGAUCAGCCAGUUUCCUAUGCUCUUGUCUGUCUUCGUGCUGCUAGAGCUCUGGUAUUUCAUCUACACCAAUCUCUGUCCCUUCUUGGAUCGCAUACCGUAUUUUCAGAGGCUGAACCCGUGCAACGCCUGUCUGCGAAUCGGGUUCCAUCUCUUGCCGCUUGCACGGUUUCUUGCUUUGCCGUCUGACGGAGACCCCGCUGCUUUGGGCGAGCGAGACCCUUUCGCUGGGGAGAUUGAAGUCGAGGAUUUCAGUGUCGGGUGGUUGUUCAAAGGCGACACGGAUGAAACUGAAAGCAGUGAUGAAAAUAAAAAUAUUGCCGUGGUGUCCAGUGAAGUGGAUGGAUGGCGUAAACAUUCAAUAAAUAUUUACAAGGCCUUGCCACUUCGCUUUGUAUCUCGUCUUUGGGGUCAAGUCAACAGCGUAGAUGUACCUUAUGGUCUUCGUAAGCCAAUCUACAGCCUGUACACACGGCUCUUUAAUUGCGACCUAUCGGAGGCAUUGGUAGAGGAUCUGACGACCUAUCAAAACCUGAGUGCCUUCUUCCGGCGAGAGUUGAAGCCUACAGCCAGGCCACUUGACAAGUCCAAGUCUCUGGUGAGUCCGUGUGAUGGAAAAGUACUGCACUUUGGCAAGGUUGAACGGGGCUGGAUGGAGCAAGUCAAAGGCGUCACGUACACACUGCAAGGGUUCCUAGGACCAAAGACGGCCAAUCAACAGGAAGGAGAAGUCAAGCAGGUCUCUAAUGACCACUUCCAAAGCCGUUUGACCACCAAAGCCGGCAACAGGUUGUACCAGUGUAUCCUGUACCUAGCUCCCGGUGACUAUCAUCGCUUCCAUUCACCUGCCGAUUGGACAAUCAAACACAGGAGACAUUUCCCUGGUCUUCUCUUCUCGGUCAAUCCUGGCAUUGCUCGCUGGAUCCGUGGUCUGUUUUCUCUGAACGAGCGAGUAGUACUAUGUGGUGAAUGGGAGCAUGGCUUUUUCUCCAUGACCGCCGUGGGCGCCACUAAUGUAGGAUCCAUCAAUAUUUACUUCGAUGAGGAACUUCGCACCAACAAAAAAGGCAAGUUCAAGCAAGGCGAGUACCGGGACCACGACUAUACCGCUAUCACCAGAGACUCUGCAGGUAUCAGGGUUGCUAAGGGUGACAGCAUCGGGGAGUUCAACCUCGGUUCAACUAUUGUUCUCAUCUUCGAGGCACCAAAGGAUUUUGACUUCUCCUUCAGGCCUGGGGACAAAGUUCGUCUCAAUGCAGGCAUUGGGACAUUAUGACGCUAAUCAGUUCGGUAUUAGGGUUUGACCUCGUCCACGGUUGUUUAUUUAUGAACCUGACUCUGUCAAAAUUCAUCAAGUCUAGGUCUUGUAUGUUUUGACGGAUAUGGGACUUGGACAUCUGUACCGUUAUGUACUUUACCACAGGGCUUGAUGCCUGUUCUUAUCUGUAAAGUGCCUGUGGGUUAUUGUGUUGAACGAGGACUGUUCAGGAUGGUCACAAGCAAGGAUUGUGGAUAUUUGCAGAAGGUACCAAAAGAAGCGGGGGUUCUAGAUGGUUCCAUGCAAAGAUGGAGGGGACGGUUUUCAGGAGAGUUCUUAGCCAAGUGUCAAGGAAAUAAAGGGGAAUUGAGAGGAUUUCUCGUAUGUUCUUUGUUUGAAUUACAGAAUUCCAACUCAUUGAAAAGAAGACAGUUCUGUAGAUUGGAAUUAAAAGAAUGUACUCAAAAUUAUUUUGACGUAAUGCUGGCUCAUGUUUCUUUAAAGAAAGAAUCAUGACUGAAAUAAAAUUCACCUAGUUAUUUGGCUGUUUGUUUAUGCCUUGGAGUGUAAAUAUGCUGCAAUAAAGUUGUGCUAAGUGCUAAUAUUUUGGAAAGGAUAUUUUGACUUGUUACUGAGGUAAAAAGUGUGACAGAGAUGAUGUUUUGAAUCUACUGGACGGCUCUCAAUUUGUCCUGAAUUGGCCAUGCGCACAGUGAUUAUAUUCUCUCAUGGUUUUAACAUGUUCCGAGUAGAGACAACAAUUGUAUCAAUUCAUCCACAUCUGACAUGUAGAUAUCAGUUCUAGUAGUCCAGUGGGCUCAGGACAUUGAUGAAGUGAAAAAACUUUUAAAAUCUCAGUUUCGAGCUUUGACUUUCUUAGCACAUUCAUGUUUUACGGAAAAUGCAACCCUGGAGUUUGGUUAACAACUCAACCAUGCUUUUGGUUUUCUGUCACCAGUACAUAUUAAACUACAUUUGUCACAAAAGAUCACCUUCAGAAUAAUUUUAGCCCCGUCGGUACAUGAACAUCUGGUUUGCCCUGCUCAAAUUACCGAAACUGUUACCUGUGUGUAGUUCUUACCAAAUGCUUUCAGUAGUACUUAUUCUUUUUUGCCCAUCAGUUGUCAUAACAAAGAAUAUUCACGAGUAAAGUCUGUACUUGAUAGCUGACAGGAAAAAAAGAUUGUAUAGUGCUAAAGGUUUUAGUAUUGAAUAAUCUGUAUUGGCUGAAAAGUAGAACAACAAAACGUAUCAUGUAUCCACAACAUAUUUGACUGUUUGGAAAACAUUAAUGAAAAGUCAUCAAAUUAUGGCACAGUGGUUUCCAAAAUGAAUGUGAAGAGAGAGUUUUUUUUUAUAAAUUUCCACGUAUUUACCCUUAGGGCCUAAAAACUCAUUUGGAAACCAUCGGGGGUGGAAGUCUUCGAUGAUACAUUUUCUAGUUCAUUGUUGAUACAAAAUUCAGUAUCUGUGGUAUAGGAGAGUAAUGUUAUUCUUCACUCCCAAGUGGACUGCUUAGACAUGCACAGGGUCACUGAGAUGAAAUAAAAAUACAAGCAAUCCAAAAUUAAUCAUAAACUUUCUAUACUCGGGGUAUUUUAAGAUGAGUAAAGAACUAUGCCGAGUUUGGUGAUUGGCCAGUUUCUAUAAGAUAUUUUCCUUCCUGUGAAUAUUAGCCGGUUGGAGCAGCCAAAAAUAAAAUUCGACAAUCAGGGUAGUGGUUGUUAAAAUAAGAA